GAAACCGCGAAAAACAAAUAUUAUUUCAACGCGUUUAUAAAUAAUACGCAAAAUUUUGUAGCUGAUCAUUAAUGUAAAUUCAAUAAUCAGUUCAGUGUUUGUUUCUGAAAUCAUGAAGAGUUUAGUUUUGUUUUUAGUGAUCUUUGUUUUUGCUGAAGCCAGUAUUAAAAACUGCAAGAAAAAAGAUUCAAAAAUAUCCGCGGCCUUAUGUAAUGCUGCUCAUGACAAAUGUUUAGGCAAGGUUUUCUCAGACGCGGAUCUUCGUUCCAAAAAAUGCAGCAAAACUAAACCGUUGAAAGUAACACUGAACAAAAAAUAUCAGAAGCUAAACGAAACAUUUUGUGGCAGCGAUGGAAAGCAAUAUUUGAGUGUUGCAGAGGCUAUAAAUGCUGCUCAGUGUAACUCGGUAGAAAUUCUUCAUAAAGGUGCGUGUGGCCAGUGCAGCGAGGAUAACUUGUGUAAUAAAAGCAUGCGUAAACCAAAAACAGUAAAGAUUAAUAGCACCAUGGUGUAUAGUGAUUGCUGCCAGUUUAAAGUAUCCGUUUGCAAAGCAUUUAAUGAAAAGACCCAAGUUAUUUUGUUUAAGAGCAAGCAAAAUAAAGCAGGAAAAAAAGGAUCAAAAAAAGCAACUCGAUAAGGAACAGAAAAAAAUCUUUAUUUAAUUUAUGGCUGACACGAACAACACGAGUAUUUUUAGUAAUUUAAACGCUUCCAUCAUGUGUAGAAGUAUUUAUAUCAUAUAAACUGACAAGAAUUGUUUCAAAACGAACCAAUCAAGUUCAAAGACUAAAAA
Molecule: messenger RNA, 793 nt
Organism: Hydra vulgaris (swiftwater hydra)
Lineage: Eukaryota; Metazoa; Cnidaria; Hydrozoa; Anthoathecata; Hydridae
Source: RefSeq, a predicted model, not a curated record